Molecule: messenger RNA, 3203 nt
Organism: Tachysurus vachellii
Lineage: Eukaryota; Metazoa; Chordata; Actinopteri; Siluriformes; Bagridae
Gene: rpusd2
Product: RNA pseudouridine synthase domain containing 2
Exons: 3
Coding region: 109-1827 (572 amino acids)
Biological process (GO): pseudouridine synthesis
Molecular function (GO): RNA binding; pseudouridine synthase activity
Source: RefSeq, a predicted model, not a curated record
CCAUAAUGGUAAUUAUUCAGAUUUCCGUGCUGUGUAAUUAAUUUAUUAAUAAACAAGCUUACGUUGGUAGUUGCUUGUGAUGUCAUCAGUCUGCGACAGAACACGCACAUGGGCAUGUCAGCACGGCAUGUUGGCGCAAACGGCAUACGUGUGACAAAAUGUGUAUAUAGACUGAUCUGUUCUUUACUGCAUGGUAAUCGUUUUAAACGGAUAUGUGUACCGGGUGACGUUUCUGCUUUGUGGGAUAAAAUCGUAGUAAAUAGAAAUAUAACGAAAUAUAAACAUCUUAAAGGAUAUUUCCACGCCACAGUUAGCGCUUUCAGAGCAAAGAUCAGCAUCAUGGAGACCAAGGAGUUAAACGAUGCAGGAAUAGAAAAGGAGCAAGGAGUACACGAAAGCUGUAAGAAAAGGAAAAACGACGAUCCUGAAGAAGAACACGAGAGAAACAAACGGGGUAAGAAGCGAAAGGGAGGCAAACAGAGGAAACCUGGUGAUAGAUAUGUUCCUCCACCACAGAAACUCAACCCCGGAGUAAGUUUUAACCAAGAACACUUCGCAGAAACGUCGUACUACUUUGAGGGAGGACUUAGAAAAGUGCACCCUUAUUAUUUUGAUUUUAAGACUUACUGCAAGGGUCGUUGGAUCGGUAAAACGCUAUUAGAGGUUUUCAGCAGUGAAUUUCGUGCAGAACCCCUUAAUUACUACAAGAAAGCAGUUAAAGAAGGACGUAUUCGACUGAAUGAAAUACCUGUGGACGACUUAAAUAUAACACUAAAGAACAAUGACUUCAUGAGGAACACUGUGCAUCGCCAUGAGCCCCCUGUUAAUGGUCAGCCAUUGCAGGUCUUGGUGGAUGACGGUGAAGUUGUGGUGGUAGACAAACCUGCCUCUCUUCCUGUACAUCCAUGUGGCCGCUAUCGCCACAACACCGUCAUCUUCAUUCUGGGGAAAGAGAGAGGUCUUGGUGGCCUUCACACCGUUCACCGCCUCGAUCGCCUCACCUCAGGCAUCCUGCUGUUUGCUCGCACACUGGAGAUGUCCCAGAAAUUGGACCAGAUGGUUCGGGAUCGACAGUUGGAGAAGGAGUAUGUUUGUCGUGUGGAGGGGGAGUUUCCUGACGGUGAGGUUGUGUGUGAAGAACCAAUUCUGGUAGUCUCAUUCAAGGUGGGUCUCUGCAGAGUGGAUCCUAAAGGCAAAGACUCACGUACAGUUUUCCAGAAACUCAGCUGCAAUGGGUGCUCUAGUGUGGUGCGCUGUCUCCCACUCACAGGGCGCACGCACCAGAUCCGUGUACAUCUCCAGUAUCUGGGCUUCCCCAUCCUCAAUGACCCCAUUUAUGGCUCUUCCGCUUGGGGCCCGAACAGAGGCAAGGGAGGUCUGGUGGGUAAAAAUGAUCAGGAGCUGCUGGAAGCUCUUAUUGAGGAGCAUCGUUCCAAGGAGAGUUUGCACCUCUUGGAUAUCACCGAUGAAGCUGUAUCUGGAAAGAGUGAGCUUGAUGCAGGCACCAGCAGCGUUGCUCUGGUUAACAAUGCACUGACUGUCAAGGAUGAAUCUGGAAGCACUGCAUGCGAAGAAUCAACUUCAAAUGACAAGGAAGCAGAAAUGAAUAUUACACAGGCAGCUGAGAAGAAUGAGGAAUUAUCCAGAACUGCAGAUGCAACCAAGGUAGUCAGAGAUCAUUUAUGUUCAGAGUGUAAAAUUGUUCGACCUGACCCUACAGCGAAGGAGCUGGUCAUGUACUUGCAUGCAUUACGCUACAAAGGGCCUGACUUUGAGUAUUCCACACAAUUGCCUGACUGGGCAAAAGAAGACUGGGUGCAGAAUUGAAUUCCUUUUUAAGAAUAGAUUUUUUUUUACAUUAUUUCCUGUUCUUUAAGAAUGUUUAAUCUGUAACAAAAAAUAGUGAAUGGAAAUGGCUGCCAUUUUAAUUUAUAUAUUAAAAAAACAAAAAAAAAAAGAUCUGUGGUCCAAAGUUUAUAUGAAAAUUUCUGUAACCAUUCAAAAAGCUGAGUAAAAGAUUAUUGGAAACAGAGACACCACCAUAUGAAGUUAUUGAUACACUUUUUUUUUAUGAUUCAGGUCAUGUCUCAUGGUAAAAUAUAAAUCUUUAUUGACUUUGUCACAUUCAUGUAACAGUUCAUUCUUAAUACUUUUAAUCUGACAUCACACAUCCACAUAAAACAAUUUUAUAACAGCAUAUUUCUCAAACGUGACAUCACUUUGUUUAUAACAAACAAUUAUUACUUUCUUUUUUUUUACACCAUUUGGCACUUUGUACACUAGAAAGGUAUGACAGCGUUCCAGACAUUUUGGUUGCUGACAUACGUACAUAACAUUGACCUCAUUUGAAUAAAAUGCAGUAAAUGGAUUACAAGGGAUAUUCAACAAUAGAGUCAUCAGUAAUCCAAGUCAAUGUGUGAAUGCUUGAUAAAUUAAUGUAUGGUUUAUUUUUUUAUAUUUUUUUUAUCAAAUGGCUUUUUAUCUUUUUUUUACAUUCCAUAGUCAUUCAGAAGUGACUAAACAAUUACAUGUUUAUUUUAAUUAAAAAAUGAUUUCAGUAAUGACCAAAUUUCACACAACAUAGCACUACACUUCACUGCAAGAAAACCAGUCUUGAUACUCUGAUGAUAGCACAUUAUUCUAACAAGUAAUAGCAUAUAAAGACAAGACAGUAAAGUGUGGAGCAGAAAAGAAAAUAAUUUUUCCUAUAUGCAAUUAUUAGAUAUCAGUUGACUAACUUGGUAGAUAUUUAGUUCUGCUGGCAGAUGUUAAAUAAUAAAUGUUGCAUUUUGUCAAUAUUAUAAGAAAUGAAAACAUCUCAACAUCAGGUUGUAAGUUUGCUUUUCAAAGGACUGCAAAUGUUCAAGCUACUUUCAUAGUAAACAUACGAGAAGGAUAUUGGUUUUCUCACCUUCAUGGGGUGUUUCAAACAAAAGUUUCUGACUAAAAAAAAAACUAAAAAGACUAAAUUAUAACUAAAUCAUGUUUGUAUGUCUAUAGCAAUUUUUUGAAAUUGUUUUAAAAUUUGAAUUUUAAACCAACCUAAUCAGCGUUUCAAAUGAGACUUCCUGUUUUACUCAGAUGAAAAGUUAAUGCAGCACAGAAGAUCAGGACAUCAGCUGUGGAAUGUCUGCAUUACACAUUUGGCUAAUGAACAAUUAAUUUCUUAGCUAAUAAAAGAUUUUAUUCCAAGUUAUUUUGAA